This is a messenger RNA of Peronospora farinosa, 690 nucleotides long. The record is from the annotation of a GenBank genome assembly. NCBI's taxonomy places the organism in Eukaryota, Oomycota, Peronosporomycetes, Peronosporales, Peronosporaceae.
AUGAAUCGCGUUUUUGGCAAGAAGAAGCCCGAGGUGCCGCCUGUGAAUGUUUCUGAUGUAGGAGAUAAAAUUGAUACCCGAGUGACUGACUUGGACAAGAAAAUUGAGAAACUGGACGAGGACGUACGCAAAUAUCGCGAGCAAAUGAAGAAAACACGAGGUCCAGCUAGUAACGCAAUCAAGCAACGAGCUAUACAGACGCUUAAGCGCAAGAAAAUGUUUGAGGCACAACGAGACAAGUUACAAGCUCAGUCUUUUAAUAUUGAACAGGCGGCGUUUGCAAUUGAUACAUCAAGGGACACAAUUUCCACAGUUGCUGCCAUGAAGAGUGCAGUUGUGCAAUUGGGUGUGGAGACCAAGAAAAUUAACAUGUCGGAGCUGGAGGAUGCACAAGAUGAUAUGGCUGACCUGAUGGAGGAUAUGAACGAGAUCCAAGAGCUCAUGGGUCGCUCCUAUGGCAUCGGAGAUGAAAUCGACGAAGACGAGUUGGAAGCAGAGCUGGAAGGUCUGGAGGAAGAAUGGGCCGAGGAGGAGGCAGUCGGUGAGAAAGCAGAACAGGCGCCGUCGUACCUGGCGGCACCAGCACAGCAACAUGGACUGCCUGCCGCGCCCUCUGGCAUAUUAGACUCUGGAAGAACAACACGCGCCACCGACGAGUUUGGCCUGCCUGUGGCAUCCUAUUCGACAUAG